Molecule: messenger RNA, 5553 nt
Organism: Nilaparvata lugens (brown planthopper)
Lineage: Eukaryota; Metazoa; Arthropoda; Insecta; Hemiptera; Delphacidae
Exons: 9
Coding region: 166-5427 (1753 amino acids)
Biological process (GO): protein ubiquitination
Cellular component (GO): Cul4-RING E3 ubiquitin ligase complex
Source: RefSeq, a predicted model, not a curated record
UGGAAGCUGCAAGAGCACACACACAUACACACAAAUACAGCAGCAGCAGGCUAUUUUGUUCUGCCUUGAUGUCUGCUGUAUAAACUUGAUUAUUUAUCCCUUUAUCUAUUUUAUUAAUCAUUUUUCCCAUGUAUUAUAACAUAAAUGAAUCAUAAUCUUUGAAUAAUGUUUCGUAAAAACAACAAGAACCCUCAUUUUCUUCAGAAACUAGCUAAUCGGGAGAUAAGUGGAAACUUUAUUAGACAGGGAAAAGCCAAUAUCCAAAACUCGCCUGCUUCCAAGCUAUUCAAAACUAUUCCGUCGAGAUGUGUAUACCAGUUGAACAGUGUCAUCGAUCUUCCAGGAAACCACGUGUUUAUGGGCACGACCCGUUGCGGGCAAUUUCUGCUGACCUAUUCGUUUAUAACACAUACGGCUCGCAGCACGCUGUCUCAACGCAACAAGUACCAACUGCACUGGUGGCUGUUUCGGCCAGGUGGCCGCGCGGCCAAAGUCGCCGAAGUGCAAUUGUUUGCAGACUAUGCGGUCACCAGCAUACUCACUAUUGGCAUUGCUCAGUGGCCGACCGUUAACGAACGGCUGGUGGUUUAUGGAUUCUGCAAUAAUGCGGAGGAUUAUCUGGAGGAAGACCACAGACGCUACUAUCUGACUAUAACGACGCUUCCUUCUCUUGACUGCAGAGAUUGUCUCACUGUGGCUGCCUCGUUCGACGAAGAAGACAUGGCAGCCAACUGGGACUCAUGCGUGAGCCUGUCAUGCCUGAAACACGGUCUGACCAUCCACUCUCUGUUCGACGUGACCCCGCCCUACCCCAAGUUCCACCUGGAUAUCAGUCUGAAGCUGAACAACAGCGUUGUCUUCAACACGGUCAACUUUCUGCACGUCCUCUCCUUCCACCUCGAGAACCCCAAACCCGACAACAAACCACCCACCAGCCAUCAGCACACCAUUGUCGCCGACGAAAUCAAUCACAGAGUGGGCCAAAUGAUGACAGUCAAGUACCCGAAAGAGUACGCCGUGCCCUACGACAUAAACAAGGCGUUCAAAAGCGCCAACCCGUUGGCCAAACUUGUCAUGAAGCAGACUCAACCCCUUCUACUCCCGCCUCCGGUUCCAACACAGCCGCAGCGAACUGCUUCCGUGAUGCACUCCAAAGAGAAAUCGUCGAGACAGUGGUGCAUCCGAAUUCCAAACCUGGCCAUGAAACCGGUUUCAAUACGGACCAAAGUUUGGAGGCGGAGCAUCAUUGAUCAAGCGGAAAAGGUUUAUGCGUUUGAGGAAUCGGAAGAUGGCGGUUGUGAGCCGAAAUUAAAAUGGUACCGCCGUAAACGUCUGGCCGACAAAAUGUACGAAUUUUGCAGCGAUGAAGACGACGAAGACAUGGAAAAUAUUCGACCGCCCGACAAAUGCGGCUCAAAACUCCCGCGCUACAAAUAUCUGACGCCGCCGAAAGUCGGCUCCAAUGAUACGCAACAUCCGGCCAAACGACACGCGUUGCACGCUACGGACAGUGCCGCUCCGUUCGCCAAGAUGAUACGCAACAUCGGUAAUAGUGAUAACAGUGAUACGCGUUUCAUGAUACCGAACGUGGACUCUUGCAAACGAUUCCUUCACAACACACAAUGGAAGACUGAUUUGGAUAGCGAGAUUAGAAAUGAAACUAACAACGAUGCUGCAAGUGAUUGUAGUGCGAAAUCGAAUAGUUGUAGUGUAGAUGAGACUUGUUGUGAUAUACAGCUCCGAAACAUGGAUACUGUUAACACUCCUCCAACAAAUGUUCCAAAACUAGAAAGCUCUGAUGAGCUCAGUAGUGUUAUAAAUCAGCCAGACAUGACUAGUACUGAAUCAAAUUCCAGGAUAGACCAGCCCUGUUUUAAAAUACCCCAGCAAGACAUGGAUAUUUCUAAAUCAAAUUCCAAGUUAGACCCAACCACUUGUGAUAUACAUCAGCAAAACAUAGAUGAACCUCUUUCAAAUAAUAAUACACCAACAUUGAAUGAGAUCAGUGAUUGUGACACAGAAACCUUGAAAACAAUCUCCAGUCCAGUUGAGACCAGUUGUGAUCUACAGCACAGAAACAUGGAUAAACCUCUUUCUAUCAAUAAUACACCAACAUUGAAUGAGAUCAGUGAUUGUGGCCCAGAAACCUUGAAAACCAACUCCAGUCCAGUUGAGACCAGAUGUGAUAUACAGCAAAGAAACAUGGAUAAACCUGUCACAAUACAAAUUCCUCCUAUAGACCUUCCAUUUUGUGUCACCAGUGAAAAGAAGUCGGAACCAUUAUUGAAGGAGCCUGUAUUUUUGUGUCCAGCUGCUGUGAGUUUUCAGAAAAUUGUGAAAAUUGAAACAGAUGUUGCCAGUUUGCUUGAUACUGUGUCAAAAGUAUGUGAUGAUUCAGUUGAUACUGUGGUAGAUUCUACUCCAGUCAUCCAUGACACUUUAAAACUCAACUGUGAUAGUCAAAGUAUCUCCAGUUCAUGUGAUGUCUUAUCAAAUCCUUCUCCAGUUGAUACAGUUUCAAAUACUGUGGAGUUGGCUCAUGGUGCAAAGGAUGAUGUUGAUAUUGUAUCAAAUCAUCCAACAGAAAACAAUGACGUCAUGGAAACAGAAGUAAUCGACGACAAAAAUAUUUCUGUAUUAAAUCAUCCAACAGGAAACAGUUACAUCAUGGAAAUAGAAGUAAUCGACGACAAAAAUAUUUCUGUAUCAAAGUCAAACUCCCAAAUCAAUGAUAGUGAAACUGUUUGUUCGGUGUCAAAUGAUUUUGUAUCAAAUCCUCCCUUGAUACAUACUGAUACUUGCAACACUUCAAAUGAUACUGUAUCUUGCUCUUCCAGUGAUAUUUUUAACAGUUCCAAGACUUCCGUAUCUGAAUCUUCCUUGACAAAAAAUGACAAACGUUUGGUAGAAACUGUAUCAAAUAUUUCUGUAGCAAACAUUGAUAUUGUAUCAAAUUCUUCUCCAAUGAAUGUUGAUGUCUCCCCAACAAAGUCUGAUACAGUAUCAAAUUCUUCCUCAACAAAAGCUGAUAUUGUAUCAAAUACGCCAUUAACGGAUACAGAAGUGGUAACAAAUUCUACCUCAAUGAAAACUGAUACAAAUUAUUCUUCCCAAAACUGUGAUACUGUAUUAACUCAUCCAUCAAUGAACUGUGAUACGGAAUCAAAUCCUCAAUCUACAAACGCCGAUACUGUAUCAAAGAUCACUGAUACUGUAUCAGAUUCUUCUGCAGUGAACUGUAAUACGGAAUCAAAUCCUCAAUCUAUGAACACCGAUACUGCAUCAAAGAUCACAGAUACUGUAUCAAAUCCUCAAUCUAUGAACACCGAUACUGCAUCAAAGAUCACAGAUACUGUAACAGAUUCUUCUACAAUGAACUGUAAUAUGGAAUCAAGUCCUCAAUCUAUGAACGCCGAUACUGUAUCAAAGAUCACCGAUAUUGUAUCAAAUUCUUCCGCAAUGAACUGUGAUACUGUAUCAAAUUCUUCUACAACGAAAAGUGAUACAGUAGCAAAUGAUUCCCCAACAAUUUCUGAUACUGUAUCAACUCCAGCAUCAAUGAAUUGCGAUACUGUAUCAAACACUUCCCCCAAAAAAUCUGAUUCUUUAUUAAGUGCUUCCUCUAAAUGCACACCUAAAGACAACCUGACCUCAUCAAUCUUUGUCUACAGUAGUCCUAGUGAUACUGUAUCAAAUCUGAAACCCCAAUUUGAUACAAGCAAUAUAAACCACGACGUUCGUGCCAUAAUAGCCGACUGGGAGGCUGAUUCCAUCUCAUCGAUGUCACCACAAUCUGAAUUCUCGUCUUCUGUAACCACAUGCAACUCACCGAAAGUUUUAGAUCUGGAAAUGUUGGGUGAAAACUGUAACGAGAGACACAUGGUGAUACAGAGGUUCCUCGAGAUACCACCGAGGUUCGGGAUUACAGGGAGGAAACCCACAUGCUCGCACCAACAUAGAUGUCCGAACAUAACCUCAAACGAUUCGGUUGUGAAAGUGUUCCAACAUUCUAAUGUAACUAGAUGUGUUCCCAUGAGGUUGUCCACUACCCACUUUCCGCCAAUCAAAAUUCGCGCCCUACAACCCCACAACCGAAUUCGUAGGAGUAAUUUCAAAUCUGACCUACUUUUGCUUUCGCCGCCACUCGCCUCCUGUGUGCGGCUAGACAAGGAGGAAGAUCUGAAGAGAAAGAAAGUGGUGUGUUGUGGUGGAGGGGGUGUGAAUAAGAAUGACGGAGAACGUAGGGGUUGUUUUAAGGGUGACCUGUUGCUUUCACCUCCGUUGAGAGAGGUUAAGGAGGAGAGGAAGAGGGGUGAGGGAGAGAGAUGGAGAGAGGGAUGGUGUGGAGGGGUGAACAAAAGUGAGGUUAGGACAAGUUUUCCUAAUAAAGGUGAGGUUAGGACAGGUUUUCCUAACAAAAGUGAGGUUAGGGGAGGAAUUCCAAACAAAACCGAGGUUAGACUCCCGAACAAAGGUGAGGUUAGGACAGGUUUCCCCAACAAAAGUGAGGUUAGAGUGGUGGGGGGUAGUUUCGAGGUGAAAUGGAGGCGAGAUGGAAACACCCCCGGCGAGUCUACAGAUCUGAAACGCAAGAAAAAAGAGGAUAACCUGGACGAAUUUGUGGAUAUCCUGGACAACAUUGUGGGUCGCCGCAUGAUAUCCGAUUGCUCCGUACAACUGGAUCGUCGGUUUAUCGAGGUCGACGAAGAGAUGAUAUCCACGAUCACUGAUAUCGAAGACGACGAUCAAGCGGUAGGGUUCCAUUGUGCGCUACCACUGCAUGUUCAUGGGUCAGCCUACGCACAGAUGCAGAUGGUCUCCAAUCACAAGGUGGACAAGUUGAAUGUGGACUGUGUGUUGGUGAGGCAGAACAGUUUGGACAUUGAACAGUUGUGCUCCAAGGCGGCUGAGGUGAUCUGCGAGUGUGAAGGCUUCAAGUUUUGGUUUUGCGACGACUAUGACACGGAGAUAGUUGAGAUCUGUCCGCUAGAUGGCAGUGUGCUGAUAGUGGUGUUCAUGCGGUUGAAUGUGGAGCAGGUGAACGUGGGUGUUGCCAGACCGGUGGUGGUUGAUCAGAGGCACUUCUACGAGUGCAAGUGUCUGUUUGUGUGGAGCACAGAACGGCAGGAGUGUUGGUUGGAGGCGUUUACGCAUUUGAGACCUGUGCCGCAAGACCGGGACCAGGUGGACGGAUGGAGUCCGGCAAGUAAGGAGGCCGAACGCAUGCGCCGGAGGGGUGAGACGGGGCUGUUUCACAUGCAGCCGACGCCGGCGAUUCGCGCAUUCGUGCAUCGGUUGUACGAUGAGGAUGAUAACCAGACUGAUUCGGCUCUAGAAGUCCAAGAUCCCACCAACCUAAUGCUGUUUCGCCUGUAUCCGGUCAACAGCAAUAUCACUAUUAAUAGCAAUCGCAUUGUGGUGCUCUGAUUGGACAAUUAGGCGAGCUGUGAUUGGUCAACGCAAGAAAUGGGGCUCUCUGAUUGGUCAAUGCAAGAACUGGAGCUCUGUGAAUGGUCAACGGUAGAACUGGAGCUCUCUGAUUGGAUGAUUUGU